UAAAAAUUGAAUAAUUAGAAAAGAGAAGUGCAAAGUAUUAUGGCAAAUUCAACGGAUUGCAAUUGACCAUCAACGGAUUGAAGAUUACAGAUUGUAGAUUGCAGCGCAAAUCUGAAAAAGGGAAAAGUUAUAAUCGUAGAAGCAAAAAAAGAAAAAGUAUGUUAUUACCUCAAGAUUUAUCAAAGUUUUGAGACAAAAUCGUUUGAGCUUUGAUGGUGAAUUGAAAAGGAAGAAAUACAGAGAAGAAAAAAACCAUUGGACGAGGGGUGCUGAUAUUGUCAUAUUGAUCUGUCACAAUUGCCGUCCCAACUGGGGAGGCAACAAAAACGCCGACCCCUCUCCUCUACGGUGGUCGGUGACGACGACUUCCUUAAAGUCGUUUACUGUUCUUAUGGGAUAACUGAUCUGCGACUUAGCAGCUCUUAGAUGCUUACCAGGCUUUCUUGUCAAUAUGGUUGCUACUUUUGCUGUUUAUGGUUAUUCCCUCAAUUUCAAUUGGGUGCAUGGAUUUGGCCGCGGCUGUGAUUCCUAUGAUCAAAACCACAUACUAUACACGAGAUCAUCAUUUUUAACAAGAGAAAGAUGCAACUUCAACAAGACAAGAAAAUGCACAAUGAGCUCAUCACACUGUUCAUUACCAUCUCCACAUCCAUCUAUAUCGUCCCACUCGAGUGGAUUUGAUAGUUCUCAUAGAAUUGUAACUUAUGAAUCUACAUUGAUCUUGAUCAGACACGGGGAAUCAAUGUGGAAUGAGAAGAACUUGUUCACUGGUUGUGUUGAUGUUCCUUUGACCAAGAAAGGAGUGGAAGAAGCUAUUGAAGCAGGUAGGAGAAUCAAGAAUUUCCCUUUGGAUGUCAUCUACAUAUCAGCUUUGAUUCGUUCACAGAUGACAGCCAUGCUUGCUCUUACUGAACACCACUGCAUGAAGGUGCCCAUAAUUUUGCAUAAUGAAAGUGAAGAAGCUAAAAUGUGGAGUCAAGUUCAUAGUGAAGAAACAAAGGCGCACUCUGUUCCUGUCAUUAAAGCGUGGCAACUAAAUGAAAGAAUGUAUGGGGAGCUUCAGGGUUAUAAUAAGCAUGAAACAGCUGAAAGAUAUGGAAAGGAGCAGGUUUAUAAGUGGCGUAGAAGUUAUGAUGUUCGUCCACCUAAUGGGGAGAGCUUAGAAAUGUGUUUGGGAAGGGCCGUUACCUAUUUUAAGGACCAUAUUGAACCCCAACUUAUGGCAAAAAAGCAUGUGAUGGUUGUGGCUCAUGCAAAUUCAUUGAGGUCUAUUAUCAUGUAUCUUGAUGAGUUGACUUCUCAGGAGGUUAUUAACUUGGAACUAUCAACUGGUGUGCCGAUGCUAUACACUUAUAAAGAUGGAAAAUUUGUGAGGAGAGGAAGUCCUCCUGGUUCACUGGAAGCUGGAGUUUAUGCACACACAGAGUACCUUGCUGAUUACAGGCAAAGAGUGGAUGAAAUGUAAUAGGGGGAAAGAACAGACAAGAUGAUUGUCGGCUUUUGUACUGCAUGCUUUGUUUGCUUUCAUGAAGAAAUUAGGUAUUUUUAUACAAUUGCCAGAAUGCCAGGAGUAUGAUGACGGGAGAUUAACUCUUGACUUUCUUCAAUGACUGAAGCUGUAGCCUAUAGGGGAAAACUGUCACAUCUUCUUUCUCAUGCAAUUAUUCAACGUCUUCAUUUGAUUAUUGAGGAAGUCAUCAUAUAUUGCCUAUAAUCAUAUCUUGUACCAUAGUGCAAUUAUUCUUGUGCAAGUGUGAGCCGUUGGCUGAUUGCAGGGAAAAAAUGUUUUAAUUUAGAGAAAUUUGCAAUUCUUGUCCCGCAAUUAUUUGCAACUAGUGAUUCUUACCACUAAAACUUAUGAAAAUUUUACCGUAGUUCCCUAUCAAUUGAGAGUGAUAGAUUGCCAACAGCAAUAAGAAUUAAAGUUUGCAAAG
Molecule: messenger RNA, 1934 nt
Organism: Cuscuta epithymum
Lineage: Eukaryota; Viridiplantae; Streptophyta; Magnoliopsida; Solanales; Convolvulaceae
Source: the annotation of a GenBank genome assembly